AUGCCGGCAGCCCGCGCCGGGCCGCGCCGGGCCGCCCUGCGCCCGCAGCAUCGCGGCGCCCCGUCCGUGGCCAGCCGUCCUCUCCUGGGCACCCUCUCCACCCCGCUCGCCUCCUCCUCCUCCCACGGAGCCACCCUCUUCCUCCGCCCCCUCUCCCUGCCAGCCUCCACCCCGCCCUUCCCCGCACUCCACGCCGGUGCCGGAGCCGCGCGUCACUCGGGCUCCAGCCCCGCCGCAGACAUGGCGACACUGACAGCGGUCCAGCCGCUCACGCUGGACAGAGAUGUUGCAAGAGCAAUUGAGUUAUUGGAGAAACUGCAAGAAUCCGGAGAAGUACCGGUACACAAGCUACAGUCCCUAAAGAAGGUGCUGCAGAGUGAGUUUUGUACAGCUAUCAGAGAGGUGUAUCAAUACAUGCAUGAAACCAUAACUGUAAAUGGCUGCCCCGAAUUCCGAGCCAGGGCCACAGCAAAGGCAACAGUUGCUGCUUUUGCUGCAAGUGAAGGCCAUUCACACCCACGAGUGGUGGAGCUGCCAAAGACUGAUGAAGGCUUGGGCUUUAAUGUCAUGGGAGGAAAGGAACAAAAUUCACCUAUUUACAUUUCUCGCAUCAUUCCUGGAGGAGUGGCAGAAAGGCACGGAGGGCUCAAACGAGGGGACCAGCUGCUUUCAGUUAAUGGAGUGAGCGUGGAAGGAGAGCACCACGAGAAGGCAGUGGAGCUGCUGAAGGCAGCUAAGGACAGUGUCAAGCUGGUGGUACGCUACACCCCCAAGGUGCUGGAGGAGAUGGAGGCUCGCUUUGAAAAACUGAGAACAGCCCGGCGCCGGCAACAGCAGCAACUGCUCAUCCAGCAGCAGCAACAGCAGCAAACUACACAUCAAAACCAUAUGUCGUAGGUUAUUCUCAAGAAAAAAAAAGCCUCAGUCCAGAGUUCAGUAAUCAAGCAACC
Messenger RNA from Calypte anna (Anna's hummingbird), 950 nucleotides. RefSeq names its product lin-7 homolog A, crumbs cell polarity complex component (gene LIN7A). Gene Ontology annotation, molecular function: L27 domain binding. Gene Ontology annotation, cellular component: MPP7-DLG1-LIN7 complex; synapse; cell-cell junction. Gene Ontology annotation, biological process: maintenance of epithelial cell apical/basal polarity; neurotransmitter secretion; protein localization to basolateral plasma membrane. NCBI's taxonomy places the organism in Eukaryota, Metazoa, Chordata, Aves, Apodiformes, Trochilidae. Bases 1 to 897 code for a protein of 298 amino acids. The record is from RefSeq and is a predicted model, not a curated record. The transcript is spliced from 6 exons.